CCGAAGAGGAACAGGAUAGGACAGCUGACAGAUAUUUUGUUAGGGAGGGCAAAUACUGUGUGUGUGUGAGGAGGAGGUUGCCGCCAGCGGCGGAACGGGAAGAACCAGCCACGAUGAUGAAUUGAGGAUACGACGGCGGGCAUGCCCUAGUGGUUGCUGCCAAGCAGAGUGCCGAGUGAAGUGGCAGUCUGCGUUGCUGGUCUGUGAUCCGUAGCCUGGACAGGGCCAUUGAGGGCAGGGCGACUGCGCUUGGCGCUCGCCCGCUAGCGGCCAGCAUUGGCCAUGCUGACGACGCGGGCCGCGCUUUUGGCCCUAGCGCUGGUGACCGCGCGUGGCAGAUGGCUCGGCAUACAUAGCCAUGGUCACGGUGGACCGAUGUCACGCUCCGAAAUGCGACAGGCAUCUCCUGAGGAGCCGGAGCAUGACGCUCUAGCUGACAUCGAAGCCGUGAAGCGCGAGAGCUUCUGCGCCAAAAAUACAUACCUACAAUGGGCCCGCGUUGACAUUCCGGAUACUGAUAGUGCACAGGUGCGCGAUAAGGCGCUGCUUGCCGCCAAGCUUCUGGCGCCUCAGAAUCUGGUGGACAGUGUAAACAAGAGCACCCUCCGACACUUUGUCCAGCAAAUCUUCGGGUCAGACAACGCAAUCUUCUGUGUUAAGGUUCUCGUGGCUAACAAAACAAAAGAAAGGGGAGGUCAUCGUACGAAUCUAGGAGAGAAAGAUAAGAUUAUAGGCAACAUUGUCCUCGUAGACUCACAAGCGCGUCAUAAUAACUUAGAAGUCACCGAGCCCGAUUUGUUUGUGCGGGUUUCACCUUGGCCAAAUGUCACCGAGCACUACCUUAGAAAGAAACCAAUGCCUUGGCCGCAACACAGUAAUCCUGACCAACCACCUAAACCUUACGCAGUACAGGACACCUGGACAUUGCCGUAUUUUUCUUGUGAAUAUCGUAAAUGGGUUGUUUCACAUCUGUCGUUCGUGAUGACUAAGUACCGCGUGGCAGUACUUGGGGUUGACCUCGACGUAUCAGACAUUGACAUCGAUCAAUGCGAUCCAGAGUUGCGCCCACACCCACAAACCACAGCUACCCUGGUGACAUUUCAAAGCACACAUAAAUGUCACAAUGAAACCAGUGAAUGCGAAUUCACGCCACGGAAGGGCUGGGUGCGUGGAGCUUAUGUCUGUCGUUGUCGAGAAGGAUUCUACCCAAACGCGUCUAUCGGACCUCAACCAUACCGAGGAUCCAUAGUAGAAGAUGCCUUUCGAUUCUCAAACAACACAAAUGGGUUUCGAUGUUUACCCUGUGCACCGGGCUGCACGACUUGUAUCGAUGCCACCCCAUGCCUCUCCCACUACCAUUGGCCGUUUCGUAUAACGUUGCUCGCGAUCUCAGUUAUGUGCAUACUAAUGACGCUUGUCCUGGCAGCCUACGUCUACAAGUUUAGACGAGUCAAAGUAAUAAAGGCAGCCUCGCCGGUAUUUCUGUGCAUAACCCUCUUGGGUUGUGCCAUUAUGUACUGUGAGAUGGCCGCGAUCUUUCCUGUUCUCGAUCGUUCGUGCUGUGUUGCAACUAAAUGGACACGGCAUAUGGGAUUCUGCAUUACUUACUCAGCGUUGCUGCUCAAGACAUGGCGUGUAUCUCUAACUUACCGCGUUAAGUCAGCCCAUAAACUCAAGCUGACCGACCAUCAGUUGUUACAUUGGCUUUUCCCUAUCCUGCUCGAGGUUGCCAUCUUCCUCGGCACGUGGACUAUUUCCUCGCCUCCAGAAGGCGUGUAUAUUAAGGACUGGUCGGGAUUGAAGUUCAAGAUCUGUGAGUAUAACUGGUGGGACCACACCAUUGCAUUAGGCGAACUGCUUUUCUUACUUUGGGGUAUCCGGGUCUGUUACUCGGUGCGACAUGCGCAGUCGCUAUUUAACGAAGCACGUCACAUCUCUGUGGCUAUCUACAACAUCGCACUAGUUAACACAGUGAUGAUGUUGUUCCAUCUUGUGCUCUUGCCUGAUGCGGGGCCCGACAUCAAGUACCUGUUCGGAUUCAUCCGAACACAGCUGUCAACCAGUACAACGGUAGCACUCGUGUUCGGACCGAAGUUCUACCGAUUACUGCGUGGCGAAGGCGAUUCGUGGGACACGAGCCAUUCACGAACGCGUGGCGUAUCGCUUAAUGGUAUUACAACAGGCCUAAGUCACGAAGAGACGCAAAUCGACCCAUACCAGGAAAACGAGGAGCUCAAGGAAGAAGUGCAACGUUUAGCUGCACAAAUUGAAAUGAUGAAAAUCGCACAUAUGGAACACAACAAUCGCCACCUUAAAACAUCUGCUGCCAAGGGGAUUUUCGGUACUUCGCCAGGACCCGCCGUUGUCAAAGCAAUGUACAUGAAGCUUGAAUCAGCUGAUUCACCUGGCUCUCGGGUAUCACCUGCUGCUGAACUCGUAUCGGAACGAGUCUGAGUUAUGACCCUGAGGUACCUUGACAGAUUAGCUAGCGAAAAUUUGUUGGUGGAUUAUCGGUAGUAGUAAGGUAAGGUAAGGUUGAUUGUGGCUUGUCAUGACUAUCGACACUAUCGAGUGAGGGCAAAAUUGAAGUUGUCGUUUCGAGAUCAAUAAGUGUGCUCGGAAACGGUAUUCGUUCCAACGUAGUGCGCGACCGUCGACGAGAGGUAAGGACAACACCAGCUGUUCGCAGAAUCGUCUCUAAUUUAGCAGCGGCACCUAACAGUAACUACACCCAAUUCGUAUGAAGAUAGCAAUAGGCAAACAAAGUAAGACUGCGGCUGGUGAUUACAUUUAAAUGAUGAUAUGUUUAGCAUAAAUUCCUCAGAAAUAUUAUGGAGCUUAACGAACCCAAAAUGGAGGUUGUGUACACAUUUGUCGUCCAAUGCUCAAUAUGUUGCACGUUGCUAUUGGGCCUAGUAUUAACAGAUCAUUCUAGCUAUGAGCAUGUUCGCUGAUAGUUUCGUAUUAGCUAUUAUGGAAGUAGAAAUAUCCGAUCAUUACGAUGCAAGUAAGUAGAUGCGAUGAUAACUUCCGCUAGGUGCCGCUGCAGAUUUGGAUACGACGACUUGGAAUGGUAUAAUAAUACGACUGACAGUUUGUCCACUGAAGUUACCUGAUUUUAGUGCUGACCUACAGAAGCAUCGUUCUAUUACUGCUAUGAAGCUGUACGAAAGAUUUACGCGAGAGUUAUCCGUAAUAGUGUAUAAUUUAUACAUAAAAACAGAGAAAGCUAAAUGUUAUAAGGAAUCACACUAUAUAAUGUCAAUGGUAUAUAUAUAUAUAUAUAUAACAUCUAGUCGAGCUGAUAAUAUUAUAAAUGAUGGCGGGAAGAAUUUAAAGGAGGAAAGUUAUUAUUAUUAUUAAUAGUAAUAUUAUAAUGUUAACACAAAACGAAUACCACCAUGUAAUUAACGCAAGAAAGAUAACGGCAUCAUAAUCGACAACUUCUUGGCAGUAGGAAUGGAUAUAUCUAGAGAGAGAAGAGAAAGCGAAAAAAAAAAAAAACAAAAAAAAAAAAAGGCUCAAAAAGGCGCUAUGGACAUAUGAAAUGUUGCAUUUUGCUAUGAUCGCUAAAACUUUAGACAUUCAAUUGGCUUAAUUAUUAAUACUUUUCGUAUAUGUGCACUCAAAUCGAGUGCUUAAAUGAACAUAGCCACUAAUCUUCCAGUACACCUUCUAUUCGAGCGUCAUUCCCGUCACUACAGCAAGCUACAAUGUCUUGACUGAACGUUGAUUUUGUAAAUAGUAUUAAGAUUAUAGAUAGAUAUAUAUAUAUAUAUGUAUAUCCUAAUUAAUAUCAUUAAAAAUGGGGACGAAUUAAAUUGUCGGAGCGCUCAACCUUCCCCAGCCAAAGGAUUCAUUCCAUCUUUCUCAUCUCAACUGGGAACGACAAUAAUAAUUCACAGUUACGUUAAUAUCGAUGAAUAUAAUCAUAUACAAAUCUAGUACUCGAAACAACUACGUACCAUAUAUAUAUAUGGGCCAUACAUCGUCUUACAGGACGAAGCUCGAGCUUGGCUCGGUGAAGUAAAGUUUAGCUUUGGGUAAUAACAUUGACUUGGACAAAUACAAUAGUAUAUGGCUAAUACCAAUGCAACACAGGAAUCAAUCGUAAGACACCACCACAGCACACCUUGCCAUGGAACAUCAGUGUUUACAUUAUCGUUAUAAAGGCAUUAUGUGAACAUUUACAUUGAACGAGACUAUACUACAACGUAAUACGUAAACAACUGAUAGAGAUAGACUGAACAAACUGAGCUAACUUUGAGGGCUUUAAAAAUGUAACGACUACUAAGUUUCUUCUGCGAGCCAAACAGAUUUUAGUAUAGAAUAUGGAUGAACUAGCAGCAACUAGCUUAUAAUAGUAUUGAGAUCUUUUGGCGAAGGUCUAAUCAGGUUUCGGCUGGUAGUCUACUAGGAUUUUGUCAACACUCAGUAAGAAAGGCACCCUUCUCUCUUGCUAGCCACCGAACACUGGUCGGCUAAAUAAUUUUCGAUUGGUUGACAAGAUCACUAAAACCAAGUGUUAAUACCAUUUGUUUCCGGUAAUCACGUAAUAAGCAUAGCCUGACCAUAGACAAAACAUUGAGCUGAAAAUAAAUAGCUAGCUUUCCUAUAUAUCUUCUACGAAUAUAAAAUGUUAAUUUGUCUCAAGUCACCUGGUACGUUUUUCUUGAAUGGCGUAUAGGAGGCCCUGUUGAGACAUGAGGAACGCUAAUGGCAUUGCUAAACGUAAUGUCAGUGGUUCAACUGGGACUUUACUAAUAUUCGUACCGCCCGCAUCCAAUCUACAUGUAUCAUAGCCCCCUGACACCUAUUCACAUAACACCAUUCAAUACUUUCGUUGUGAGGGACAAAGCAGCACUUGGUAGAACUAGAUAGUAUUAUUCAGCAUCAUGUGGCCAUUCAAGCCAUUUAUUAAAUGUUACAUUCGCGGUUCAUGAACAGGACACCAUAAAGGCAACUACUGCUGAAAAAAUUUGAAACAAUAAAAAAAAGAACACACAUUCGGUUAACCUUACUGAGCGGAAACCAAAACCUUGUAUAUAUAUUGCGUAAUAUAUUUUUUAUAUAUACGUACUUCUUUAAACAAGCACACAAGUUCUGUUUUUUCCUCAUGUGGUAUAUAUAUAUAUAUAUAUAUAUAUAUAUAUAUAUAUACAUAUAUAUAUAUACAUACAUACAUACAAC
Molecule: messenger RNA, 5190 nt
Organism: Varroa destructor (honeybee mite)
Lineage: Eukaryota; Metazoa; Arthropoda; Arachnida; Mesostigmata; Varroidae
Product: putative G protein-coupled receptor CG31760
Biological process (GO): G protein-coupled receptor signaling pathway
Cellular component (GO): membrane
Molecular function (GO): G protein-coupled receptor activity
Source: RefSeq, a predicted model, not a curated record